AUGUUUGCAGUUAAAAGACGACUGAGUAAUAUUGAAUCAUCUGAAGAAGAAAAAAAGAAAUUUCGAACAACACAUGAUGACAAAAAACUAAUUAACCGUUUCGAAAAUUUAUCAAAUGAACUAUUCUAUGAAAUUUUCGAUUAUCUUGAUGGUUGUGAUAUACAUAAAAUAUUUUCAAGUCUGAAUAGUCGUUUUGAAGCUUUACUAAAUUGCUCAUCUCUUCAACUAAAAAUUGAUCUUCGUUUUCAUCCAGAACCUAUCCUACAGUAUUAUUCUACAUGUGUUGUUGCUUCGAAAAAAGAUCGAAUCAUUUCACUUAGAUGGCCCAACCUUGAUGACUAUAAUUCAGGUUUUACACUAUUUAAUAUCGAUUCAUCAUUUGCUCAACUUGAAUCACUGGUGUUAGGCAACAUUGAAUCAAAUCAACUCAUACAUCUUCUUAUAAAUUUGAUCUCUCUCCCUCGUCUCUUCUCAUUAACAAUCAAUUAUGAUGAUGAUCUUCUAGAGAUUAACAAUAUAUAUCAAAUAAUCUUUAACUUACCCAUGUUAAAGUACUAUAAAUUGUCAUUUUUUUCUCUUGAAUCGUUAUUUCCAACAUCAAUAUCAAUCAAAGAGCAAUAUAGUGAUAUUAAAUAUCUCGUUAUUGAUCAUUGUUGUAGUCUCGAUAUGUUAAUUGCUAUACUUUCAUGCACACCUCAACUCUAUCGACUAACUUGUAAACAAGUGAAUGAAUCGGUCGACAACAUCAUAACAAAUGCACUCAACGCAAUAUUCAGCCUGACUCGUAUUUCUAUUGGUAGUUGUUAUGCGGAAUUUGAUGAAAUAGAAUUAUUUCUCAUCAAUAUAUCACCUCAGUUACAAGUAUUACGUAUUAGUACUUUCAGAGAUGUGACUUAUCUGGAUGCUAAUCGAUGGGAACAAAUAAUUUCACAACAUUUACUUCAUUUAAAUGUAUUUGAUUUUAAAUAUGAACAACCUAUUGAUGAAGACUUCCAAGCAAGUGUUUACCAUGAAAGACUAAAUCAAUUCAACUCACAAUUUUGGAUGAAACGCGAAUGGUUUUUUAGAAUUUAUAUUGACACAAACUUUUGGAACGAUAACGUUAUUGUGUGUUCUAUUUUUCCAUACAGACCAAUACGAGGCAAUUCUCAUGAAGAGAAGGAAAACGAUGAAAGUUUCAAUGAGAAUAUCAAUCAAAACAUUAUACAACGAAGUGUCAUUCCUAGCCAAGAAGAGUUUGUCGCUUUUUCUAAAAUUCUUUCUGAAACUUAUCAAUUAACCGUUAUUGAUCUCUUAUAUUCUGAAUUUGAUGAAACUUUUUUUGACAUAAUACGUCCCAUUUUAACUACGGUAAAAAUUACUUGUUUGAAUAUAAUACUCAAUAAAAUUUUCAUUGGAACAUUAAUUGACCUGAUCAAAUGUUUACCUAAUCUUGAUUCAUUAGUAAUAUCAUCUUUAACAAUGAUACAACCACGAUGUUUAUCUGUUGAAGAAGCAAGAACGUUUCGUUUCUUAUCAAAUAACAACAAAAUUACUAAAGUUAAUCUUAAACAAAUGAAUGACUUGGAACAAGUUCAAUUUCCUGUUUAUCUCUNCUCAAACUUUGGUAUAUAA
Messenger RNA from Rotaria sp. Silwood2, 1614 nucleotides. NCBI's taxonomy places the organism in Eukaryota, Metazoa, Rotifera, Eurotatoria, Philodinida, Philodinidae. The record is from the annotation of a GenBank genome assembly.